This is a messenger RNA of Candidozyma haemuli, 978 nucleotides long. RefSeq lists its product as uncharacterized. Lineage: Eukaryota; Fungi; Ascomycota; Pichiomycetes; Serinales; Metschnikowiaceae. Gene Ontology annotation, cellular component: Hrd1p ubiquitin ligase ERAD-L complex; endoplasmic reticulum membrane. Gene Ontology annotation, biological process: endoplasmic reticulum unfolded protein response. Gene Ontology annotation, molecular function: misfolded protein binding; ubiquitin-specific protease binding. The record is from RefSeq and is a predicted model, not a curated record. The transcript has a single exon. The coding region runs from base 1 to 978 and encodes 325 amino acids.
AUGGACGUUGCUAACAUUAUAGCCAUACCGCCAGUGACCAGGAUAUGGCUUGGCUCAGUUCUUGUGAUUUCCUCGGCCAUCAGCUUGUCAUUGGUGCAUCCAGCCAAACUACAUUACCUUCUAGGAGCCUCUCUGUGGCUACGCAUCUUCACCACGUUUAGCACAUGGGGAGAAAUAGGGUUUCAGUUAUUACUACGAAUGAUGUUUGCGAAGGUCACUUGUGGAAACAUAGAGCAGUCUUAUAUAUUGGAAUUGGGCAUGUUUCCUAGAAGGGUGGUUCGCCUGCUUGACGAACGGAAACGUACGUUGUUGAAACAGAAGUUUGAACAGUAUAAGACAUUUGAUUUUGCCUGGUUUUUGUUCCAGCUUGCUAUGUCUACCAUUGUUGCUGCCCAUCUUCAGCGUUAUGUCACGGGCACGUUUGUUGUGCCGCCAUGGGUUAUGGGGUACGUCCUCGACAAUGUGCUUUUCUACAUUUCGGGGAAACUUACACCUGAAGAAGGGAUUCCCGUGUUUAUCGUGAUGGUGAAGAAGAGAUACGCCUUCUGGGCAUUCUCGUUCAUCAAUUACUUUCUUUCAGACGAGUUUUUGACUAUACCUCAAAUGUAUAGCCAAUGGGGGACACUUCAGACCAUAAGGUUCAUUGCCACAGGCCCGGUUCUCUGGUGUACUAUCUCCAAGUCGCUUAUAGGCCACUUUUGGUGGUUUGUGAGGUACUACUUGUUGGAGGAUUUGUACAAUGAAAGCAAAACGGUCUCUCGCGAGGCGUGGCAAAGCGCUUUUGAUGCUUACGAGACGAGAGAUCCUUUGAAGGAGAAGUUGAAGACAGUGGUAGGUGACGUGUUAAGGUUUAUUGUGCUUCCACCAUGGUACACUGUAAUUGUGCCACGUCUCAUACAAGAAGAGCUCGUACAGGAGGAGCCAGAAGAUGAAGAACCGGUGGCUGAAGAACCAGAACUCAUUGGUGAGGUUCAGUGA